UCUGGUGUUUGUCGGUCCCAUAACCCAGGAGAAGGAGGGCAUUUGAGGAGAUAACAAAGCACAUUAAGGAAGCCCCAAAGGUGGACCCAGACGAGGUGGGGACCAUCCCCAGCAACCUGCACAAGGUGACUCAGGUGGAAUCCGGAGCCACUUUUCCUGUGUAGGCUGCGGCCCCAGUAAGUGGCUUUAGGACUUCUGUGAGUGGAGAAGGGAGCACUAGAUUCUACUUGUUCAUUGCUGGUGUAGAGGAACGUGGUGACGCCUGUGUGCUGACUGCUGCAGUCUUAUCUCGACGGCUCAGUGUUCCAGAGUGCUGGGAUCGAACCGGGCCGCACACAUGCCCAGCAGGCAGGCUGCCCCUGAGCUGCACGCCAGCCCUCCACUGAUGGCUCUUGCCUGAAACGCGUGUUGGUAUGUGUGUCAGAGGGCACAGCUCUGAAGAGCCUGGGGAGAUGGGCCGUUGCGUCUGCGAAGCAGAGACAUAACCCUGAGGUUCAGCACGACCCAGCUGUGGCCUGGGCCUCCCAAGGUCCGAUGUCUCAGAACGGCAGCACUCCGUGGUGGGCGGAGGGAGGGCGCUGACCAUGGUCACGCUCAUCACCGAGAAGCUGCAGAACCAGAGCCUGGAUGACCUUACCCACAAGGCCUGUGAAGCUGGCCCGUAUUCUGCUGAGAAACUGAACAAAAGUGGCCAUUUGUUCCCUUUGGAGGUCAGUGUGGACGAGAGCCCCUGGAAGGCUUUUCACACAGGGCGACCUGCUGGGAGCCAGGCGGCCGCGGGGCCUGUGUGCCCCUUCCUGCCAGGCCCCUGUGGCGUGGCGCACACUGAGGGUCUUCAGUGGAGGCCGGAGUCUCCCUGCUCCUGCACAGGCCCGGGGGUGGGCAGUGCUCUGAACCUCUGUGAGAACACAGGGCCACCGGCGGCACCACCGACCAAGCGACACUGCCGAUCUCUAUCCGAGCCCGAGGAGCUAGCACGCUGCCGGUCCCCAUGGCGCCCUGGUGGCUCCAAGGUCUGGACGCCAGUCUCCAAGAGGCGGUGCAACAGCGGCGGGAGUGCCACGCUGCAGCGUUGCGGCACCGGGAGCUCUGCCCUGCAGCGGAGCCCGGGCGCAGGCCUGCCCAGGAGCCCCACAUCGCCUGCCGGCCCCAUCUCGCCUCUGGUGCCCCGGCCAGCUUCAGCCAGUAGCGGCUUCGUGGACAGCAGUGAAGGCAGCUCAGGCUCGGGCCUGCCCUGGCGUCCCACAGGGCCCUGCCCGCUCUCCUCAAGGCGCCGCCUGUCCCUCUCACAGGAGCACCUCGCAGAGGCGGGGACCCGCCUGCCUUCAGCCAGCAGCACCCCCACAUCCACACCCGAGCUGGGCCGGCGUCAUGGCCUGCUGCGGUGCCGCUCACAGCCAUGCGUGCUCAGCGGGAGGAGGAGCCGGCGCAAACGGAGGCGUGAGGAGGAUGCCAGGUGGACGCGCCCGUCCUUGGACUUACUAAAAAUGACACGGACUUUAAAAAAUUCCAAGAGCCUUUGCUCCCUGGACUGCGAGGACGACAACGAGGACGAGGCCCAGGCGAAGACAGUCGUGUCCUCCCCGUGUGGCUCGCAGGCCCCAGUGGGCACCAGCACGCCAGGCUCCAGCCCCAGGGUUCCCGGGCCCUGCCCCACCAGCUCCUGGGCCUCCAGGGAGCCAGUGGCCAGCACAGGCGAGGGAGGGAGCAGUGGGGACCCCAGUGACUGGGACAGUGCUGGGGAGGAGGGCAUUUUCCCCUUGGACCGUGGCGACCUGGACCUGGAACAGAUUGAGAACAACUGAAUCUGGGCAGGCGGGGCCCGUGCGCCAGGUGAUGGCCGAAAUAGGUUUGUGCUAUUUUGAACAUGAGGUGUGAUUUUGAUUCAAUUUUUCCUAAAGAAGUAUUUUGCAUUUUUAUGGCUUUUACAAUUCGGGGAGAGCUCUCUAUUUUGAAAUGAGUUUUCAGAAGGGCAUUCUGUUAAAUGCGAGUCUGCCUGUGGA
Molecule: messenger RNA, 2003 nt
Organism: Marmota flaviventris (yellow-bellied marmot)
Lineage: Eukaryota; Metazoa; Chordata; Mammalia; Rodentia; Sciuridae
Gene: Fam53a
Product: family with sequence similarity 53 member A
Biological process (GO): protein import into nucleus
Cellular component (GO): nucleus
Source: RefSeq, a predicted model, not a curated record